Molecule: messenger RNA, 11849 nt
Organism: Anopheles stephensi (Asian malaria mosquito)
Lineage: Eukaryota; Metazoa; Arthropoda; Insecta; Diptera; Culicidae
Gene: PMCA
Product: plasma membrane calcium-transporting ATPase 1
Exons: 5
Coding region: 1690-5310 (1206 amino acids)
Biological process (GO): regulation of cytosolic calcium ion concentration; calcium ion transmembrane transport
Cellular component (GO): intracellular membrane-bounded organelle; membrane
Molecular function (GO): ATP binding; P-type calcium transporter activity; ATP hydrolysis activity
Source: RefSeq, a predicted model, not a curated record
AUGACAAUACUCGAUGAAAAUAUACCCGUGCGCCGCUAAACGCUGUCCUUUCACGGGCGAUCUUGGGAUUCAGCGAAAUUCCCGCACACAGUGACUCAUUAAUGGCAACAAACUCGAAAACGACGCAGCCCACGGGUUAAAAACAAUCUUUCUUUUCUGAGCGGGGAAACAUCGGUGCGGCUAAAAUCGCCAGCCGCAGAAACACCAUCGUGUUGAAUUGUGCGAACGACCACCUGGAGGACGUACGUGCCCGUGCACAGCUGCAGGCACACAUCCAUUCGCGCAUCGGUGCGAUGCGCCUGGCCAAGAUUCACCGACACGGGAUGGUGUGUGUGCACUGGUGUCGUGUGUCUGUGUAAUUGGUGUGCGUCCGUGUGUGCGUGUGUGCGCGUCCUGUUGUGUUCCCGUGAAUCGCUUCCGCCAAUUGAUUUUCCGACUGGCGGUGGUGGCUGGUGUUGGCGGAAGUUCUUCUUCACCCAGCGGAAGAAGUGGUGGAUUCCUUCGCGCACCACUAACGCAACGCAGCUGCAGCAACGAGGCAACCAAACAUAGAUAGUAUUUAUAUAAUCGAAAGCAAAAGUAACCUAAAGGCAAAAGGUGUGAAAAUAUCUCACCAUAAAAGUGCCAGCCACUCAGGUGGUGCGUUUGCCUGUGCGUGUUUGUGCUGUGCUGUUUGUGUGUGUGUGUGGCUGUUGGAGUGCCGGUGUGUGUGCUGUUAUCAUCGUGCUGGAAGCAAUUGUUAAGUGUACUUGGCUGGCAAAAAAAGGUCCAGUGAAGCGGAAAUUGUAAAGCGGCUGCGGUACUGCGGGAAAUUGUUUCACAGAAACGUCGGAAAGAAAAUUGAGAUCUGCCCGCACAAUCGUCGCUUUAACUAUACCUAUUUUUUCUAAUGAAUUCUAGUGUGAGAUAACGCAACGCACUACACCGAGACAGGACAUCUCGUAUCUCGAUCGAGCAUCGGAACAGAUCCGAUCCAACCGAAGACGCGUGCUGAGUUAAUCGAAGUGGAAAUAGCUCGUGCCAUGUCGCAUCCAGUGCGCCCAUAAUUGCACCCUACGCUGCAGCGUGUGACAUCUCCACCCUCUCCACGUGCGGCAUACACGCAGAUACACUUUCCACUGGGCGGUGGGUUGACUGACGAUGAUGCAGAUGCUGCACGAUAUGAUGACGUUGCUGACGACAAUGCUUGCAUGCCGUAGCUUCUGGUGACAGCAGCUCCUUCGCACGUCCCGGCAUCCACACGACGACGGGUGCUCCAUAGGCGGCUGGUGGUGUCCAUCAUCGGCGACCGCGAGUGUACCAGCCGUGUGUUGCUUUCGGUAACCGGAACCUUACUGUGCGUGUGUGUGUGUGUGUGUGAGUGUGAAAUAUUUUGCUCGAACAAAUUGCAAAUUGUUGUGCGUGUACGCCGUGCGUGCUGCGGUGCACGGUUUGUGUUAUUGAUUUCAUUUGAGUUUUGCCCGGCUUGGAGCGAAGGCUGCGUCCGAGCAGCACACCGGAGAGACUAGGGAUCGCAGGCGAAAGAUUAACCCAUACGUGAUACCAAAGGGCCUAUAGCCUGACCGAACGAUCGUUCAGGUAGUUGGGCGAGUGGAUUGAUUAGCGAUAAGAGGAAACGAUUCAGUGGUGUGAAGUGUGUUUUGCUGUGCGGCAUAGAGCGAAGAAACCGGUAGAACCGACCGCACCAGAAUGGCGACUAUUGACGGACGACCGGCCCAGUACCAGAUCACGCAGAAGAAUCUGCGUGAGGUGAUGGAGCACCGGGGACGUGAAGCGGUGGCAAAGGUGAACGAGUACGGCGGUGUGACCGAGAUUUGCCGGAAGCUGUACACCUCACCGAACGAGGGUCUGAGCGGUUCGCAGGCCGAUAUUGACCAUCGGCGGGAAACGUUCGGUUCGAACAUCAUCCCGCCAAAACCGCCCAAGUCCUUCCUGACGCUCGUCUGGGAGGCGCUGCAGGACGUGACGUUGAUUAUCCUGGAAAUUGCGGCCAUCAUUUCGCUGCUGUUAUCCUUUUACCAGCCGGCCGACGAGGACGAACCGAUUGUGCAGGAGGAGGAGGAACACUACUCGUGGAUCGAAGGUCUCGCCAUCCUGGUGUCGGUGUUUGUGGUGGUCGUGGUGACGGCGUUCAAUGACUACUCCAAGGAGAAACAGUUCCGCGGGCUGCAGUCUCGUAUCGAGGGCGAGCACAAGUUCUCGGUCAUCCGGGGCGGCGACGCGGUGCAGGUGAACAUUGGCGACAUAGUGGUCGGCGACAUCUGCCAGAUCAAGUACGGUGAUCUGUUGCCGGCGGACGGUAUUCUCAUACAGAGUAACGAUUUGAAGAUUGACGAAUCGUCCCUGACGGGCGAGUCGGAUCACGUGAAGAAGAACGAGUCGACGGACCCGAUCGUCCUGUCCGGUACGCACGUAAUGGAGGGCAGCGGCAAGAUGGUGGUAACGGCGGUCGGCGUGAACUCGCAGGCCGGCAUCAUCUUCACGCUGCUGGGUGCGGCCGUCGACGAGCACGAGGCCGCCGCUAAGCAGAAGAAGAAGGAAGCGAAGAAGGCGAAGAAGGCGGCCGGCGCAAAGGACGAAAUCACCAACAACAGCCACGGACAUCCGCAGGGCAUCCGAAGCCAGACGACGGUCGAUUCCAUCACGUCGGACGAUGGGGGCGAUGAGGGUGGAAAGAGUAGCGGGGAGGGUAGUGGCCAUGGCGGUAAGGAGAAAUCCGUGCUGCAAGCCAAGCUGACCAAGCUCGCCAUCCAGAUCGGGUACGCCGGUUCCACGAUCGCCGUGCUGACGGUCAUUAUUCUUAUCAUCCAGUUCUGCAUCCAAACGUUUGUGAUCGAGCAGAAACCGUGGCGCAACUCGUAUGCCAACAAUCUCGUGAAACACUUCAUCAUCGGUGUGACGGUGCUGGUCGUGGCCGUGCCGGAAGGUUUGCCGCUGGCCGUCACCCUAUCGCUCGCCUACUCGGUCAAGAAGAUGAUGAAGGAUAACAACUUGGUGCGGCAUCUGGAUGCGUGCGAAACCAUGGGCAAUGCGACGGCGAUCUGUUCCGACAAGACGGGUACGCUGACCACGAACCGGAUGACGGUGGUGCAGUCGUACAUCUGCGAGAAGCUGUGCCUGGUAACGCCCCGAUUCUCGGACAUACCGCGCGUUGUUGGCGAAGCGAUCGUGGAGGGCAUCGCGCUCAACUCUGCCUACACGUCCUGUUUGAUGGCGGGCCAGAACCCGGGCGAUCCGUUGCAGCAGGUCGGCAACAAGACCGAGUGCGCGCUGCUCGGCUUUGUGAACGGACUGGGCCGCAACUAUCAGACGAUCCGGGACGCCAACGCCGAGGAUACGUUCACGCGCGUGUACACGUUCAACUCGGUGCGCAAGUCGAUGAGCACGGUGGUGCCGAAGCCGAACGGUGGCGGCUAUCGCGUGUACUGUAAGGGCGCGUCGGAGAUCGUGCUGAAGAAAUGUGCCUUCAUUUACGGGCAGGACGGUGUGCUGGAGAAGUUCACGCGGGACAUGCAGGAGCGGCUGCUGCACCAGGUAAUCGAACCGAUGGCUUGCGAUGGGCUGCGCACGAUCUGUAUCGCGUUCCGCGACUUUGUGCCCGGCAAGGCCAACAUCAACGAGGUGCACUACGACGGUGAGCCGAACUGGGACGACGAGGAAAACAUUAUUAGCAAUCUGACGUGCCUGUGCGUGGUCGGUAUCGAGGAUCCGGUGCGGCCGGAGGUGCCGGAAGCUAUUCGCAAGUGUCAGCGGGCCGGUAUUACGGUGCGCAUGGUUACGGGUGACAACAUCAACACGGCGCGCUCGAUCGCCACCAAGUGCGGCAUUCUGAGGCCGCAGGACGACUUCCUGAUUCUGGAGGGUAAGGAGUUUAACCGUCGCAUCCGCGACAGCAACGGCGACAUUCAGCAGCAUCUGCUGGAUAAGGUGUGGCCGAAGCUGCGGGUGCUGGCCCGUUCGUCGCCCACGGACAAGUACAACCUGGUGAAGGGUAUCAUCGACAGUAAGGUGUCGGUCAGCCGCGAGGUGGUGGCGGUAACCGGCGACGGUACCAACGAUGGUCCGGCGCUGAAGAAGGCGGACGUCGGGUUUGCGAUGGGUAUUGCCGGUACGGAUGUGGCGAAGGAAGCGUCGGACAUCAUCCUGACCGAUGACAACUUUAGCAGCAUCGUGAAGGCGGUCAUGUGGGGCCGCAACGUGUACGACUCGAUCGCGAAGUUCCUGCAGUUCCAGCUGACCGUAAACGUUGUGGCGGUGAUUGUGGCGUUCAUCGGUGCGUGCGCCGUACAGGAUUCGCCGCUGAAAGCGGUUCAGAUGCUGUGGAUGAAUCUGAUCAUGGACACGCUGGCGUCGCUGGCGCUGGCGACGGAGAUGCCGACGCCGGACCUGCUGCUCCGGAAGCCGUACGGGCGCACCAAGCCGCUCAUCUCGCGCACCAUGAUGAAGAACAUUCUCGGCCAGGCGGUGUAUCAGCUGGUGAUCGUGUUCGGGCUGCUGUUCGUGGGCGAUUGGUUCCUGGACAUCGAGUCGGGCCGCGGCCAGCCGCUCAACUCCGAGGCGACGCAGCACUUCACCAUCAUCUUCAACGUGUUCGUGUUUAUGACGCUGUUCAACGAGCUGAACGCGCGCAAGAUACACGGCCAGCGGAACAUCUUCCAGGGCCUGUUUACCAAUCCGAUCUUCUACUCCAUCUGGCUCAUAACGCUCGUCUCGCAGGUGUUCAUCAUACAGUUCGGCAAGGUCGCGUUCUCCACCAAAGCGCUCAACAUCGAGCAGUGGCUGUGGAGCGUGUUCUUCGGGCUCGGUACACUGAUCUGGGGCCAGAUCGUGACGAGCAUUCCGACGCGCAAGAUGCCGAAAACGAUGGCCUGGGGCCGGGGCCACCCGGAGUCCGAGUACACCGAGGCGAUCCGGCUCGGCGAGGAGCGAUACGAAACGAUGGACAAUGACAAGAAACCCCGUGCAGGUCAGAUAUUAUGGAUCCGCGGCCUUACCCGGCUGCAGACCCAGCUUCGUGUUGUACGUGCAUUUCGAUCCACAUUAGAAGAUUUAGAGGAACGCCGUUCCAUUCAUAGCUUACAUAGUCUUAGAAGUUCACGCAGUCAUCCCGGAGGCAUGAGCACGAGUGGUACAAUGACUAGUCAAGGUCUCUCAAAUCUCUUAUAUCCACCAGGUUCCAACAUCCAAACCGGCCGGCUAAUAGGUACUAAUGUUGGCGAUCUUAAGUAUAUUGAUGAAGAUCAAAGACUUCAUAAUAAUCAGCAUAUUAUAGAGAAAUUCGCGGUAUGGACAAAAUCGACAACAGUCUAAAAUCAGAAUCCUUCCUUUGCUCUUGAAUGUAUAACAGAGAGAGAGAGAGAGAUGACAAAUCGAGACAGAGACAAGCAAAGCACACACUUAGUGCAAGCGUUACGUAGAAGCGUUACCGAGGGAGAAUGCGGUAGCUAGUGUGGGAAAGAGAAAGGGAGAAGGAUACGAGCUAACGUUACUGUGCGUGUCGCGUGCCAGUGUGGAUAGGAACGGUGAUGCGCGAUAUCCGCACCGAUACCUACGGGGGCACUGUCGGACUUUUGUGUGGCUAGGGGGAAACCAAAAGAAAGAACAAAAAAACGGUAAAUCGUACCUUAGAGCAAAAACAAACGUAAGGUCUAAAGCUUCAGCUGUGUAUAGAAAUAUGCGUGCAGAAAGUAUUGUAGGUGCUAUACGAGCUGCCAGUGUAUCUAAAGAACCAAAACGUGAGUAGUAAGCAGAGGCAGCAGCAGCAGUCGCAUCAACAGUCGCAACAGCGCAGCAUCAACAGGCCGAGGCGCAGUACAGUAGUUUUCAAAACUAAAAAAAAAACACAUCACAAAACGAUCUGGGAUGCUGGGAGAGUGUAAUGGUGAACGUUACGUAGCCGCAUUCGCCGUUCACCCACAGAUCGAACCGUUCAAUCCUAUCAAAGGAGCCCGGUUGCGUUACAUGAAGCGUUACCGAAGCCGAUUGAGCGUGUGGCUGCUUUGAUUUUAUCUUCGCGACGGUUGCACGCUCUCUGUCCAGUUAACAACCAACCCAACCAAGGGACGGAUCUUUGCUGGCGUUUACGACAAAAUCAACGCUGCGUGGCUGCGGCAAUCGGACAAACGCGGUGCACGUGCGGACUGGCGCGGCGAAAAUCAGGCUGGGCACACUGGGGUACAUUAGCGGUCUUUUGAUAGCGAAAGUAUUGAGCAAUAGAAAAAACAAGCGUGUAAGGAUAUCGUUUUUCGUAGAUAAAUGCGCAUAAUAUCGUUUGAAAAGCGUGACGAUUGUUAUUGAAACAAGCAGCAGUAGCAAAACAAAAAAGAAGAAGGAAAACUGACGUGCAGAAUAGAAUAGUGCUAACAGAUCACCCAACUGCAAAACACGUGGUAGACGAUUUAUUGAGAGUAUUAUUGUGUACCGUUUGAUGUUUUUGUUCUGAUGAAUGACGUGUAGGCUAAAAGGAAAAUUUAAUAUUGUAGUACUUAACAUAAAUUACCACACACUACAAGAAGGGACGAUCGCGUAACGUAACGUAACGUUCGUAACGUUGAGCUGUUGAGCAUACUAUAAAACACACGUACACACAGACACACCCGCACACCCACAAUCAUACACAGAUGAAUCAAAAAUCGAUUGUUAGGUAAGCAGAACCACCACGCCCAACUCAUAAUACCGUAUAACUAGGCUUAGUACAACUAGUGCACUAUACUUACAAAAACACAAAACCCCACAGCAGCAAAUGCAGGCUCUAGCUAGUGCGUAGCAUGCGUUUAGUAAGGGGGUGGCAAAGGGUAACCGAAAAAAAAAACAAAACAAAAACCAAAUGGGAAACAAAAGAAGCAAUCAAAGUUGAAUCGUGUUCUUUCCUUUUUGUUCCUUUCUGUCUUGGGGGGACACUCCGUGCGUUACCGGCGCGCAUGUUAGGUGUUUGGAGAGAGUUAGGCGCAACAUUCACAUACGGGUUUUUGAGAAGUUAUUCGUUUGCGGUUAUCGGAACAUUUCGUGCGGGGGGAGGGAUACACAGUGGACAGGGUGAGGUAUUAAUGCGAACCGAGGUCUGAUUGAAACGAUCACCAGCGACCACCACCACCACCACCAUCCCGAUCGGACUUGGCGAGGCGGUGUCGGUGAGCGAGGUAGAAAGCAAGCGUAACGGUCGGUGUACAACCAAGAGCAACGGCAGGAUUUAGCUGAAUUGGAGGAAUCGGAGCAAGGUGGCUGCCAAUUGGAAAUCAGGACCUCUCAUUCCCGCCAAACAAACCACAACCAAUAUCCUAAACCCACGCUAAGCGUACAAGCUGAAGAGUUAGAGCUGGAUGGUACAUUGGGAAAAAGCGACCGAGAGCGAGAGAGAGAGAUAGAGAGAGAUCGAGAUGAUCCGUGAAGAUCUGUGAUAGUUUAGCGUGAUGGUGUCACCGUAAAGCCGGGCACGCUUUUGGGCCGGGUGUUUGUGUGUAGUUGUGUGUAGUUGGGCGAUCGUGGUGGUUGUGGUGUGGUGUCUGUCGCUUCAGUGGUCGGUUUCGGUUUUAAUGCGUUACCAGUCGCUCGUCGUGUCUGCCCAGGUUCGAUCGCCAUAGUAUAUCGGUUUUUCAGCAAAGCGUUAAUGCCCAUUAUAAAGCUGUGCGUGUGUGAGAGUGUGUGUGUGUGUGUGUGUGUGUGUGUGUGUGAAUGUGUGUAUGAGUGAUGAUCGUGUGCGCGUGGUCUUGUUUCCGGCACGAUCGUUAACCCUCGUUAUUCGAAUAUUUCGUUCGUGUUUAGGAUUAGUAGCCAGUAACGUUUUGUUCGUUAGUGAGUUAAGCCCUAAGUAUAUAGUAGCCUGUAAGAGGAGGCGCCCAGUACUCGGUGAUGGGUUCUUCAACUCACUCCCCUCCCCUCCCCCCCGUAUCCCUAUCGUUGGAAGGGAAAUGAGGGGAAAAAGGGUCGAACGAGUAAAAUCCCGACGCAACACUACCAGUUACACUUGAAGUGACAAAUUUCUAUUUCUUAAGUAAGAGGAUACAGCACUUUAAACUUAGCGAUAGAAUAAGUAUAGAGACACACUACAACACACAAAUACCUAGUGCAAUACACACACACACACACACACACACACAAAACAACUUUAAAAUGAAAAGAAACAUCAUCAGGAAAAUGUUUCGUUUCAAUUGAACAGUCGAUCACGCUGAUUGACCAUUUAGAUGCACGUUUUAUUGUCCGAAACAAACCAAAAAAAAAAAAGAAAAGCCAGACUUAAACGAUGCACGGCGAGUUUUCUAGUCAUACCGAUAUAUCUAUAUAUCGUUGUCGUAACAAAAACCCACUACACAAAUAAGCAAGCCAAUAAAUAAACCAAAAAAAAGAAGAAACUAAACUAAACUUGAAAGUAAAUAAACGACUAAAUAUCCUUCUUGCAAAAAAGGGGAUCGAUUCGCAAUAGAACCGAGUAACAAGUACAUUUAAACAAACAGUAAAUCUCCCCGAACAAACACGAUAAAACAUAAAACCAAAAACCCCCGUUUACCGAAUUAAAACAUAAAAACACAUACACAUAGCACACUCUUUGAACGGUAGUUAAUUCCACUAAACAAGCAGGCAUUUUUAAUGACAGCAGAGGCUCUCGAUUUUCGACUCAUAAUCGCCCUUAGUGCAGUGACAGUGCUGUUUUGACAGUAGUUUGACAGGCGGAGAUCGUUUUGAGUACUAAUACUAGCACUCCUCUACCCCGAACUUAGAUUAUAGACGUUAUAUCGGCAACGUGCGUGGUGGAAUACAGGGUGGGAAUUUAUUCGAAAAUAUGAACCAGCGUGUGUGUGUGUGGUUGCGUGUGUUGAAUGAACUACUUAAAGAUAAAGCAUGCACGACAACAGGGAGAGAGAGAGGGAAAGAAAAUCCACCAUAAGAAUACAAAAAAGCACGUUAAUUGCACACAUACUCGAACAGCUAAACAAAAAAGAAAAACCACAACCAAACACAUACGAUCAUAAUGUUAAAAAAAACGUGUAAGAAGUAAACAAAGCGUAACACCAAAGUCCACCAGGGACUUAAAGAAAAUCAGAGGAUCAUGCUUAUCCUUUCAAACAAUGGCGUCAUUUUGGUAGCGUGUUUAUUUCACUAGCUCCUCCCACAUUUGUGUGUUCACGUGGACACCAUAAGCCCCAUUUUGCGCAUUCUCCAUUGUAAGGGAAACAGUUCAACGCAACUCAAAACUCACACGAGAAACCGAGAAUCCUCGAUGAUGUAAAAUAAACUAUUAACAUUUCAGUCAGUAGUGAGUUGGAAAAAACGUUGGCCAAAAUCAUGCUGGCGGUAUUAUAGAGAGUAUUAACGGGACAGGUAAAGGUUUACUUAUGCCUAGAAUAAAGGUAAAUUUUGUGUGUGCGAUACACAAUUGUCGCCUCGGUAGAGAUAAUCAUCAAACACAGCACAGUAACAUGCGUACGGCAGCUGCCGACCAAGGAACAAGAAGCAAAUAGUGACAUUAUUGGUAGUGUGUGUGGUAACGAUACGAUAAACCAGCGCUCUUCUACGUUUUGUUUCGCUGUGUACGUCAUCUGGCACGGCCACUAGGAACACUUACAAAACACUACUCCGCUUCUUCCGAUUACUGCUCGUCUUCGGCUCGGGUAGAAUGGGGAAAACAAUCGAUUAUCUUAAAGCUCGUUAUACGUUACACUGCGUUACUGCGUUACCAUUUUCGCACGUUACGUUACAUUCAGUUAUGUGGUUAAAGAAAUGGGCGUUACCAUGCCACCUUCAUGCAAGCGUUACAUGCGUUAUUAAAUGCGUUACGUUAUUAUUACAUCUAGUAAACUCAAACUCUAGCGUAUGCAACGGUCGAGAAAUGGAUCGAAGCGAAUAUAAACCGAUACAUCCUUAAGCGAACCGGAAAACAGAUGAUCGACAAAGUGUGAAGCAAAUUUCUCUAAAUACUUGUAAACGUAAUCCACAACAAAAAAAAAAAAAAAACACUGGCAAAUGGGUUGGCACUCUUUCAAAUCAUGUGUUGCUGUAAAGCUGUUUUUCAACACACCAUUUGCAUUUGCUUUGUGAUAGCGAGCGUGUCGUGUGUGUUUGAUUUGCUGUUUUGAAAAAAGAAACGAAACUGGCAUACGCUAAUGAACUUUAUUUAAGUUUGGUUUUUUAAGUAAAUUAUUUCAAGCCCCAUAGCUUCUACUAUCUGGCACGGUGGAAGGCAUUAGUUUAUUUUUUUGAUUUGGUUUGUGAUUCGUGAGCACUUCUAGAGCUUCUAGUUCAACGAUGGGCGAAACUUGGAACGUCCCGAUUCUUUCAUUAUUUUUUAAGCAUGUUGAAGAUGCGUCGGCAAACGAUACUUAAUAAGGAUCUUUCGACUGAGUUGAAUAAUGUGCCUCUAUCAUCUAAUAUACAACACCCGGCCCGUAACUCCCGCUUUACUUGUGAUUGUACUAGAAGCUCCCGGUCGCGCCAUAUUUGCUGUGUUUGCCCUAAAGCUGUUACGUGUGUACUGUUAGUGUUAAUGAACCCCCCUCCUCUUGGUACCCACCGUGCCUUAUAUUUAGCGUUCUGUUUUAAAGUAUAUUAUUUUCACCUCCAACGUUGUCCCCCGACCUAUUUUCUGUCUGUGCUGUCUGCUUCCUUCCAAAAAGAAACAAACCAAAUAAAAAAAAAAUGAACUCCUCGAGAUAGAGUACGUACUGUCGAUAUAUAGUUAAAACAGAACAAAACAAGCUUUAAUAGGAGGGAAGAGAAUACUACCGGUAACCGAGCUCUCCUCUCAGACACUCGAACUGUGUAAAUCUCGUGUACGUUAUAAGUGUGUAUGAUCCUAGUCAGUCAGUCAGUCAGUCAGUCAGUCUACGCGACUCCAUCAUACAGCGACUGUCUAUAUGUUUAAAACAAUGCGCGAGUUUCGAUACAAUACACGCUCGAAGCAAGUCUUGAUGGUGGUACAUCUCAAAUCUCAACUUUGUUUUAAACAUGUCGGCACUUGCUUUAUGUCCUGAAAAACUCUGUAUACCCCCCCCUCCCCUCCGAGACUCUCGCCUAUAUCCUCCCUCUUUGCGUUACGGGACGAUAGGGGAAAAAGAAAAGCAUGAACAGAAGCCUAUCCUUCCACGGUUUUUUGAGGCCCAUUCUGACUGCUCCAAGUCUCCUUCGUAUGGUCACUCAAUAGCCUUCAACAUAGAGUAAACCCUUGCUUUUGGUCUGUAUACCAAACAAAGACCAUUAAGCAAGAUAGGGUUUCCCCUCUCCCGGUAGCCAAUAAAAGUGCUAAAACACAUACACACACACAUACAGAGAAUGAAGUGUGAACGAAAACAAGGAUUUUCAUCUGCUUUCCUUUUAAGUUUGUAUCAUAGGCGUGAAGAAAACAGGAAGGAAGGAAAAUCACAUUCAAGCGUAGCGUAUAUCUUUCAAACCACGGAUAAUGGUAUUAAGGUUAAGGGGUUUAAAGAUGGGUGGAUGGGCCAUCACUCCGUACACAACAUUGUUACAAAAAUAAAGAUAUGAGAGAUUCAAGAAAAUCGACGUGUUUACACAGCUACAACUACUAUUGUGUGUGAGUGUGUGAGUGUGCGCGUGUGUUUGUAUUUUCGAAUCCGUGUGAAGAUAUCUACCCAAGCGUACAAGGAGGAUCUUUUACCAUCGGUACCGAAUCGAUCGCCGUCGCCAUAUUAAGCGGACCGCGCCUGAUCCUCAUUUCGAUGAGCUAACCGUCAGUUUGGGGACAGAAACGUCAAACGUCAAACGCUAUUCGACGUCAACCGCAUUGGUAGUGCGGGUAACUGACAGGCAUAGUAGGCAAUGAUAGGGUCGCACAUCGCAUGAAUUGAAUGCUGAAAGCGAAGAGCUUCUUCUUAUCGUCAUCAUCAGUAGCAGCACUUAAA